UCUGUACCAUCUAUCCAUCCGUCCAUCCUCGUCAUCAAAUGGUCCGUUACUAUAAGAACGACAACCGACCGUUUAAAUGGCUGUGGGAAAUGGCUGCCUUCAUGGAGAAGAAAAGGCCGAGCGAGGAGGAAGACGAAGACUCCGUGACAGCGGCGGUGGCGGAGGAGGAUGCGAAGGGAUGGUCCGACCGGAGGUGGCGCGGUCGGGGCGGUUGCGGCGGCGGAGUGACGCUGGAAGGAUUCGUCUUGGGCGCGGCGGGGAACGGCGAGGGAGGGAAGACGAGGAGGAGCCUGACGGAUGAGGACCUGGAGGAGCUCAAAGGGUGCCUCGACCUGGGGUUCGGGUUCAGCUACGAGGAGAUCCCUGAGCUCCGCAACACCCUCCCGGCGCUGGAGCUCUGCUACUCCAUGAGCCAGAUGUUACGCCUCGACGAUCCGAACCAACAGAUGUCUUCGGAGAAUUCCCCCCUUCUCGCCCAUUGGAGGAUCUCCAGCCCUGGUAAGCUUGGUCCUCUCGUUUCCCUCCCAGUGAUUCCAGCAAUUUGGAGGAUGGACAAAGACGAUUCAGUUUUGCCUCGAUUGAUUUAUCUCUUCGUCGUGCUCGAUACUCCCCACAAGCUAUUUAAAACUUUGAUGCUUUGAUUUUUCUACUAGAAUCGAAGGGUGAAAGACUAUUUUGUUUCUACAAUUUUGCCCUAAGUCAACUUCCGCCAUUAAAUGCGUAAAAGUUGCAGCUUUUCUUAUUUUCUUCUAAAUCUCGACAUCUGAUCCUACUAAUGUUGCAACAAAUCAUGGUUCAUGCUACUUUGCCUUUUGAGACGAUCCAGAUGAAGUUAAAGCAAGACUCAAGUAUUGGGCACAAACAGUAGCAUGUACUCUACGGUUAUGCAGCUGAAGUUGUGCCUGUCCUUUAAAGUUCAUCUACAUUCGGAAGAAGCAAGAUCCAUGCAAUCCGCUGUAAGAGCUAUCCUCUAGUGUUUAGAAUCAAUGCUGAAGAUGGCAACUAAAGUCCCUUCACAAUAAACAGAGAUGAAUAAAAGUAAUGGUUCAUUAUAACCUCUGAGGAAGAAUAACUCUACAAGUUCAUGUACUAUGCAUGCCGAAUAAAUGAUUCUUCUUCUUAUAAAUGCUGUCCAUGUACCUAAGUGGUGAUCCAUUGGUAAUUUGUGUUCAUGUUGAUGAAUCUGUAGACUAGUUUUGGUUCAUGGUCUUGUUUUUAUCAUGGCUAUCAUAGUUCAGUUAGCAGGUGCCUGAACUCUGAAGCUUGGGAGCUCCCAAUUCUAUACUGGUCGGGAUCUAGAAGGAAAGCCAUUGGGUUAAUUUCUUUUCCCAUAUCUUCCUCAGGAAAACUUGAGACUCCUCAGCGACUAAGGAAACAGUAUCAUUGCAGAUUCAAGCUUCUGGUUGGCAUGAUCUAAUUGAGACUGAAAGGAGAUUUGCAUAUAUACUCAAUGCUGAACAAAUCCAGGUUUGAUCCAACCACAGAAAGAACCUUGUUGAUACUCAAAUAAUCUUGAAAUGGUAGCUUCAAUGUUUAUACUAUUAUAUCAUAAAUCACUUAGAGUUGGAGGUGUAAGAGGUAAGGGAGACUGAGUAAAAUAUAGUUAGCGUAAAAGCAGUCUAAAAGAUUCGAAUAUUGUUAGUGAUUGCCUUGUGAAGAAUUUAUUGGAGCGACCCAAAUAGUUGGGACUAAUGAUGAUAUGUUGUGUUUCAGCCAUUAGAGUAGGGUCACUUGUUCUAUGAUGAUUCAAAUCUAAACUCAGAUGAAUAAUCAGCUUACGAACAUCUUCAGAUUGCUUCCAUGGAAAUAAAAGGUAUUUUUUCGUUUAAGCUAUGAGACUAUAGAAUGAAAAGAACAUCUGUGAUCAGCAAUACUGAUGGUUACCUUCCGAAGAUGCAUGAACAAUAAAAUUGGCAGAUGAAGGAGAAUAAUGACUUCUUGACAGUUUACAAGAUGAAAACAAGAUUACUAUUUUGUGUCGAUACUGGAACAUUCUUCCUAACAUGUGUUUAAUUUGUGAAAAUCAUAAGAUGGUCUCUCAUGAUAGGAACGCUUGAAGUGAUAUAAACUUUGUAGUUUUGUAGACAGAGAAGAAAGAAUUGUAUUUAACACAUGUCUAUGAUACAGGAAACAACUUGAAAGUAGAAGACAAGUAAGAAUUUGCUGAAGACAAAUUGAUUGAAUAGGAUUUCGAGGAAUCUUCAUCCUUUUUUUUUUGGGUGGUUCGAAGAUAUCUUGAAAUAAAUGUAGAUGAUUCUCUCAAAACCAAAUUGUCGAAAACAAAAUCUGAAAACAUGAGGAGAAGAAAUUUUGAGUUUUCGUGUCUGAUCUAUGAUUCAUGGAUACUCUUAAUAUUUAGAACUAAUAACAAAUGCUUCUGGGGUAAUUCUUCAUUUGAAUUUUUUUAAUCUGUUAUAUGGAAACAUUACAAGGAAAGCAAAGAUGGAGAAUAUUUUAAAUUCUUCAUUGGAUAAAUGUUUUAUAAUUCUUUUGUAAAAUUUGUUUUUUUAUCUAUUUUUAUUCAGGAAAUAGAGUUUAAAGGUUGUAAAGCAUUUUAUUAUAAAGUAGU
This is a messenger RNA of Zingiber officinale, 2569 nucleotides long. RefSeq lists its product as uncharacterized. The coding region runs from base 39 to 641 and encodes 200 amino acids. Lineage: Eukaryota; Viridiplantae; Streptophyta; Magnoliopsida; Zingiberales; Zingiberaceae. The transcript has 3 exons. The record is from RefSeq and is a predicted model, not a curated record.